GUGAUAUUUUUUGAAAGCUAAUCCGAUCCACUUGACAUUACGAUAGCAGCAGGCUCAAUUUACGUCAUGUAGAUUGUUUAAUCAGAUAACCAAUGUCCUGCAUCUGGGGUCAGUCAGUUGUAUUAAUCCUGAUGUAAGAGAAGAGAUUCAAAGAUGAUAAGAGUAAAGUACUAUGAGAUCCUCUCGAAUCUGAAUGUUUUCGUCAGUUUGUUCAUAAGUUGUAGUUUUCACAUUGACCGCCAUUACAAUGUGGUCGUUUGACAGGAAGAACGGUUUAACUCUCUUAACAAGAAAUGGAAUGCCAGACGAAGAAAUCAUUGGUUUAGAAAAAUCGAACAAUGUUAACUGUAUCAAGAUACAUACUUUCGAAGAAACAAAAAUUUAUAGACUAGAAAAAUUUGACAGUAAAUGCACACAAUUUGCAACUAGAUUUAAAAGUUGUUUAAACAGUAGAUCAAGCUUUGUGGAGAUGUGGAAAUAUCUUCAUACCGAAAAUAAGAACAAAGAAGACAAAAUUGCUGACAGCGGAGUAAAAAAUAAAGCAACCAAUGUAAAGGAGCAAACAGAAACAAAGAAAAAAGACCAAAUUGAUAUCGACGCAGAAAAAAAGAAAAAAGACCAAAUUGAUAUUGACGCAGAAAAAAAGAAAAAAGACCAAAUUGAUAUCGACGCAGAAAAAAAGAAAAAAGACCAAAUUGAUAUCGACGCAGAAAAAAAGAAAAAAGACCAAAUUGAUAUCGACGCAGAAAAAAAUAGAGCAACAAAUGCAAAGGAACAAACAGAGAAGAAGAAUAGAACAGAUGAAACAGAUAACAACGAAGAGAAUAUGAAAGAUGACGCACUUGAGCCUAAAGAAAGAGAUUACCAAAAAGAGUCUUCAGAUACAUGUGACUUAGAACAAAUGACAGAAGAGACAGACACUGAAAGUGACACACCAGAAAAGGAACUUAGCUUCGAAGAACGAAUUCAAAGAAAAUUCAGAGGAUAUUUUCCUUUGCCGGUAGGAAACCUCAAAGAGCCAUCAUCUACAAAUCUCGUGAGAGUUCCAGAUGAAUCCCAUACUAAACAGUUAGAAAAGGAAUUUAGGAGAAAACCUUUCAACUACUACACACUUAUGGUAGUAAACAUACCUGGAUUAUCUGAUAUUCCAGAUAAUAUACAAACUUGUAAAUUGGAGACCAUAGGUGGUAACCAUUCAAGAAUAGCCUUGAAAAACAUAUUGAAAGACAAAGAAUUGAGUUCAGAAGAACGAAAAAAAUACGAGGAACGCUUGUGUGCCGUAUACUGCUCUCUAACACCACAAGAAGCCAAGCGAGUUGGACUGGAGCACAAUACAAUUCACAGAUUUGGAAAGGAUAUAGAUAUCUUUGCAAGAAUUGAGUGUUUUCGUUCAACCUUGUUUCAAAGGGCUGGAUUCAAUAAAAAAUCAGACAUACAAACUAAAGAAACACCAGUAGACAAAAAUUUACUGAAUGAAUGGAAAAACGACUUAGAGAUGAUAACAGGAGUCGAAAAUAGGAAGAAACUGAAUAAUAAAUUUCGUUUCGAAUUGUUUUUGGCCCAGUUUUCAACCCCAUGCUGGUUGCAACUGAGAUCCUUUAUUGAUAAUUUUAAAGGUAGCAAACGUAAACAAAAAAAUAAGAUAAGUGGAAGACAGUUACGGUGCUUAGAUGGGUUAAAGGAAAAGACUAUUUUGGAUCUUCUUCAGAAGAACAACAACCAGCAUGUUGACUUCUGUAAAUUCAAAGCCAUGUGUGACGAACAUAAAUCAAAGUCAUCGUCAGUGACAUCAAAGGGGAAGCACAAGGCCACAUUAAAAAAUGCUGUUACAGAAGAAGAAACAACUGAACCCGAUGGUGAAGAAAGAAUUAUCACUAUUGCUGAAGAAGAUGCGGCUAGUGAAAGUGCAAGUGAUGCAUCUGAAAGAGACGAGUAUAAACUUCUGUACUUAAAAAAUAAGACCCAUUUAGACGAUAGCUUAAAGAAAAUCAAUGUACUACACAAAGAAAACACAUCAAUGAAGCAAAAAUAUGCAGAACUCAAAAAUAGUUUCGAACAAGAAAAGUUGAGUAGCCAAAAUUGUAAAUGUGAAGCUGAUACUCUUAAAAAAGAAGUUAGUGAUCUGAAGAAGAAAUUAGGUAAUAUCUUCAAAGAAAACAAAGAAUUGAAAGAAGACAUAAACAAACGGAAGUUGGCAUCCGUGACAGAUUUUUGUGCCAGUACUAUCUCUGUGGAUCUUAAUCCAUCUCCAAGGAAAAAACUCUGUACAGAAAAUAACACAGACACCAAUGAUGGGAAAAGGAAACGUCAAAUGAAUGAGGAAAACACUGAGUACAAGGAUGGAGAAAACGUUUUAUGCUUUUGGAAGCAGGACCAGAAGUGGUAUGAAGCUGAUAUCAUAGAGAAAAGGAGUAAAGGAUACUUUGUUAAAUUUGUACUCGAUGGAGUAGAGAGAGUUCUAAAGCAAAAGGACAUAAAAAAGAAGAAGACUGGAAAAAGAUGAUACUUUUGCAGUCAAAAUCCAUAUAAAAUGUGAAUUAAUAAAUGUGUAUAUAUUUA
Molecule: messenger RNA, 2559 nt
Organism: Mytilus trossulus (common blue mussel)
Lineage: Eukaryota; Metazoa; Mollusca; Bivalvia; Mytilida; Mytilidae
Exons: 16
Coding region: 248-2503 (751 amino acids)
Source: RefSeq, a predicted model, not a curated record